Dimorphilus gyrociliatus is the source of this 1993-nucleotide messenger RNA. The record is from the annotation of a GenBank genome assembly. NCBI's taxonomy places the organism in Eukaryota, Metazoa, Annelida, Polychaeta, Dinophilidae.
UAUGAACCUAAAGUUUCUCCGUCUCUAAGAAAAAAACUUAUUUCCCUCAGACAAUCAAAGAUUUUGAAGACUUUACACUUUAGUUAUGUCGUUUGAUGAGAAGAGCAACUGUACAAUUGAUUUUGGUUCUGCAAUAAGCAACGCUAAUAAGGUUCCUUCAAAUAUAAAAGAGUGUGAUUCAAUAAAUGAAGGAGAAAUAGAAGACCCUUGGGCAUUGAUUGAUCCUCCGGAUAACGGAAAACCAUGGAUAGAAAAAACUUUUAGCGAGAGAUUGCUUACGAUUCUGAUAAUAUGUGCUAAGAUUGUUUCUCUCUUAUGCCUUCUUUAUCUUUUCAUAUGUUCACUUGGCUUCUUAAGUGAUGCUUUUAAAUUAUUGGGUGGUAAAAAAGCUAGUGAGGCCUUUACCCAGAAUGAAAUUUUAAGUAAUCCAAUAGCCGAGCUUGUACUUGGAAUCUUGGCAACUGUUUUAGUUCAAUCUUCAUCAACUACAACAUCAAUUAUUGUGUCUAUGGUUUCUACUGAAAUUCUACCGUUAAAGCCGGCAAUAUUCAUGAUUAUGGGAGCAAAUAUCGGUACAAGUGUUACGAACACCAUAGUUUCCCUUGGCCACACAACUAAUAAGAAUGAAUUUCGAAGGGCUUUCGCGGGAGCAACAGUACACGACAUGUUUAAUUGGUUAGCGGUAUUAAUCUUGCUUCCCAUAGAAUGGUUGUCAGGUUCUGUCGGACCGUGGAAAGACGACGUCGUUGGGCUUGUUAAUCCAAACGGAACAACUAUCAGAGGAUGUGGGUUACUUUGUCAAAUUACUGCCAAAAUGGUGGACGCCUUAAAUACAGAUAAAAUGGACAAAAAGGAAUUUUUGAAGGUUAUUACUAAACCCUUUACUAACCUUUUUGUCCAAAUUGAUAAAAAAGUGUUUGAAAAAAUUGCUCAAGGAACAAUAAAAUCUGGUGAUAAAUCUCUGCUUAAACAUGAAAAAGAUAAUAAAACAUAUUCAUAUCUAUUUGAAAAGAUUUCUAGAGGACCAAAUGGGUGGAGUGACGAAGCGGUUGGCGGGGUUCUUUUAGUCAUAGCUAUAUUUUUACUCUGUAUCUGCCUUUUUCUAAUUGUAAAGCUACUGCAUUCUAUGCUUAAAGGAGCUGUUGCUAAGGCAAUUAAGACAUCAUUGAAUGCUGACUUUCCUGGAAGGCUGGGAUUUGUAACGGGUUAUCUGGCGAUAAUAAUUGGGGCAGGUAUGACGAUACUCGUACAAAGUUCUUCAAUUUUCACUUCAGCUGUGACACCCCUUGUGGGAAUUGGUGUAUUGAAGAUUGACAGGGUUUAUCCCUUAACACUAGGAGCUAACAUUGGAACAACCUUUACGGCUAUUUUAUCCGCUUUGGCUAGUAGCGCUAAAAUAGGAAUAGCCAUGCAAGUAGCUCUUUGCCAUUUAUUUUUUAAUAUAAUCGGCAUAUGUAUUUGGUACCCUAUUCCAAGUCUUCGAAAGAUACCUAUAAAUUUAUCAAAAAAACUUGGUAAUAUAACUGCCAGAUAUAGAUGGUUCCCUAUCAUUUACCUAAUUAUCAUGUUUUUCUUACUUCCUGGUAUGAUUUUUGGAAUAUCUUUAGCUGGAUGGAGAGUUCUGUUAGGGAUUGGCCUACCAAUAUUGAUUUUUAUUACAGCUAUAGUUAUUAUAAAUAUUCUCCAAAGCAAAGCUCCCAGUAUUUUACCUCAUAAAUUGAAAAAUUGGGAUGCUUUUCCCAGACCUUUAAAGUCUCUAGAGCCUUAUCAUCUUUAUUUAUUUAAACCAAUGGGAAAACAAUUGAAGAAGGUUAAAAAUGUGAUAAAAUCAAAUGCAAUAUAUACAUCCUGUGUCGGCGUAUGCUUGAAACCAGAAGACAGUAGACAGGAUGUGGAAAAUAUCACCAAAGAUGCAAAAGAUCCCAAAGGUUUCAACGAAGUCGAUAACAAAGGUUAUAUCUCUCCAAAGGAAACUAUAUUGUAACUGAAAUAG